Messenger RNA from Macrosiphum euphorbiae (potato aphid), 1203 nucleotides. NCBI's taxonomy places the organism in Eukaryota, Metazoa, Arthropoda, Insecta, Hemiptera, Aphididae. The record is from the annotation of a GenBank genome assembly.
AUGUUGGUGCCGUAUUCAUCGACGGUUAACGGCGAAUGCAGUUAUGGUAUGGCUUGCGGUCAAGCUGGAGUUCAGCCUGUACGCAAAACUAAAGAACACGGUGCUAGCAAGGACGAUAAGAACAGCUGUACCAUUGGAACUGGAACAAGCAAAAUAAAUACAAGAAACUGGACUAUUGACACCGAAGACGAAGAUGAAGACUCCGAAUAUACAGAACUCAACGCCAUGUGCAAAGCUCGUUACACGAUUAUGCGGGACGUGUUACACCAAUUUGUCUCAAAAAAAGAGCGUAAGCUAUUGGUGUUAGAAGCAUGUGAUGCCUUGGCGGCACUUCAGUCUCUUGAAGCGACCAUGAUUCAGUUAGAACCCAUCAAGUGUUCAGAGCUCGAACCAGUCGAGGUCGAGUGUCAUAUGGAGGAUGUCAACUGUUGUCAGAUAGCGGCCGUUGAAUAUGGUCCGAUAGCGACCGUUGAUCGCAGCUCAACCGGGGCCAUUGACAGCUGUUCAAAUGUGUACUUCGACUGUCAAAUGUCCGAUUGCAGACUCAUAUCAACCAAAUGCCCAUGCAACAUCGACGACUGUCCAUUAACAUCACCCGAGUAUCCAUUUAGUGACCAGUGGUUCAACGACAAAUAUGCCAACGAUUUAGUUGACAGUUAUACAUUAGAACGGAAGAAAAUCAAGGGCACUCGAUUGUUUGAUCGCGUUUACAACCAGGCGGUGGAGAUGAGCAACGACAUCAUAGGACGCUGCAUGGUCAAGCCAAAACAGUUGGUGAAUGCUCCUCCGGCAGUGGCUUCAGUAUUAGUGGCUCCAGCGGUGGCGGCUUCAAUGGUGGCAGCUUCAGUGGUCGCGUCUCCGGCAAUGGCAGCUUGGAUAGUGGCGGCUCCAGGGUUGUCAUCUUCGGUGAUGCAGGUGGCCCAAGCGGUGGCGGCUCCGGCGAUGGUUGAUCUGAUGAUGGUGGUUCCAGUGGUGGCUGCUCCGACAAUGGCUGUAGAGGUGGCUCCAUUGGGCAACGAUUUGGUGGCGGUUCCAGUGGACAACGAGCUUCUAGCGACUCCGACGGAGGAUAAUCUAACAAUGACUUCGGCGGGUAACGAUUCGGUGGUGAAGCCAAAUGCAUGCGCGUCAACGAUAUUUCUCCCUCAAACAGAUCUGGAAGAAACAAACGAAAACUCAACACUCCAAAGACAAUUAAAUUAA